GAAAAGUACCUACAUACCUAUCGAUCUGCCAUGGACCUUACCCCGGUACAUGAUUACAUAAGUUCUAUAUAUCUACCUAUCUACUUGCAAGCAAUUGUUUCAACAACAAGAAAAAAAAAGUUGAUAGAGGCAUUGCUAAUAUUCAUGAAGACGCAUUAAGUCUUUUGUCCUCCUUUUCCAUCCUUUCAAAAUUCAAAACGCACUUAAAGUGCCUUGCCGGUUUCUAUAGCGUUUGAGACCCGAGGAACUCAAAGAAAUCACGUUCAAGUCCCCUCUGGAAAAAAAAAAAAAAAACAGCAAGCUCAACCGCCAAUUGACUUAAUUUACACCCCGCCAACUACGUACCUACCACCCAGAUGGCCGAGUCCACCAGCCUCUCAACGGCGCUCAUCGCGACAUCUCUCGUCGCAUUCUUCUCUGGCUUUGGACUCGGAAUCUACUCAAUAAGGGGGUACAUCGUGCCGCCUUCACUCACGUCACAGCGGCAGAGGACGCUCAACGACCCCAUAGAGAGCGACGAGUCCGAUGUCGACGAAGACGACACCGUCCUAGAUCACGCGCCGAACUGGGCGAAUGGCGCGGAAGCAGAUACGAAGCAGGGUUUGCGGACGCCAGGUCCCCGGAAAGACGAGGGCGAGAAGAAGCAGGCGGGCGAUGAUGUAGACGCCGAGGCGAAGAGCGCAAAGCGAGAAGCAGAGACCGCCCAUCCCAGACAAGCCGCCGUGAAUCCCGGCAGCAACCCCAACGAGGAGUGCAAGUUAGUGCUCGUCGUGCGGACUGAUCUCGGCAUGACAAAAGGCAAAAUCGCGGCGCAGUGCUCCCAUGCCACACUAGCCUGCUACAAGACGCUUAGCCGGAGUGCCGCCCGCCGGCCCACGUCAGCCGAAGCUAAGAUUCUUCAGCGAUGGGAGAGGCUCGGACAGGCGAAGAUCGCUGUCCAAGUCAAAUCGCAGGACGAGCUGCUUACGUUGAUGGGCAAGGCGCGGAGCCUGGGGGUCACAGCUGAGGUUAUACAGGAUGCUGGACGUACGCAGAUUGACCCCGGCAGUUUGACGGUACUUGGCGUUGGGCCGGCACCCAAGAGCCUUGUAGACCAGAUCACGGGAGGUUUGAAGUUAUUAUGAGCAUACUCGACACAACAAGAAUCCAAGAGCCCACGGAGAAUUCAUCUCGUGAGAGCAUGAGUGCCGCCACUCAUGGCACCCAUGAGGCUGAAGUCUUGAGUAGGUAAUCUUAUCUUGGAGCUGAUGGCAAUUACCAGUGACAUCAUAGUUAUUUGAUCGCCAUUGGGUGUACAAUAAAACCGGGUUAAAAACCAAGUCACGACAAACAUUUAGAGUCAUAACAAAGAUC
Molecule: messenger RNA, 1353 nt
Organism: Xylaria bambusicola
Lineage: Eukaryota; Fungi; Ascomycota; Sordariomycetes; Xylariales; Xylariaceae
Product: PTH2-domain-containing protein
Exons: 2
Coding region: 357-1124 (255 amino acids)
Cellular component (GO): cytosol; mitochondrion
Molecular function (GO): peptidyl-tRNA hydrolase activity
Source: RefSeq, a predicted model, not a curated record